Nasonia vitripennis (jewel wasp) is the source of this 1519-nucleotide messenger RNA. RefSeq names its product replication factor C subunit 4. The record is from RefSeq and is a predicted model, not a curated record. Gene Ontology annotation, biological process: DNA-templated DNA replication; DNA repair. Lineage: Eukaryota; Metazoa; Arthropoda; Insecta; Hymenoptera; Pteromalidae. Gene Ontology annotation, cellular component: nucleus; DNA replication factor C complex. The transcript is spliced from 6 exons. Gene Ontology annotation, molecular function: ATP hydrolysis activity; DNA clamp loader activity; ATP binding. The coding region runs from base 79 to 1155 and encodes 358 amino acids.
GACGCCGGUACGGAGUUGGCGGGAAUACUCGGCAAUCUCCUUCUUGUUAAACUUUUAUGCGAUUUAUUAGUUUGCAAGAUGCACGCGUUUCUGAAAACGGGAAAAUUAGGCGCAGCAGAGGCGAAGAAGCCCUCGACGUCGAAGGGUAAGGAGAGCAAUGCUCGGGCUAAAGCCACACCUUGGGUUGAGAAAUACCGACCCAAGACAGUAGAAGAUGUCGUUGAGCAAGGAGAAGUUGUUGAAGUCUUGCGACAAUGUUUAUCAGGUGGAGAUUUCCCUAAUCUUCUGCUUUAUGGGCCACCUGGUACAGGUAAAACCAGUACGAUUCUAGCUGCAGCGAGGCAACUUUUUGGGAGUAUGUUCAAGGAGAGAAUAUUAGAGCUCAAUGCUUCUGAUGAAAGAGGAAUUCAAGUUGUCAGAGAAAAAGUUAAAAAAUUUGCUCAGCUUACAGCUGGUAACACAAGGCCAGACGGCAAACCUUGUCCACCAUUCAAAAUAAUAAUUCUUGAUGAGGCGGACAGUAUGACUGAUGCAGCCCAGUCAGCUUUAAGGAGAACAAUGGAAAAAGAAUCUCAAACAACUCGAUUUUGUCUCAUUUGUAAUUACGUUUCACGAAUCAUAGAACCCCUAACGUCACGUUGUACAAAAUUUAGAUUUAAGCCUCUUGGAGAGGAAAAAAUUAUCGAAAGACUAGAGUAUAUUUGUGGAGAAGAGGACUUAAAAGCCGAAAAAAGCGUACUCAAGUUAGUUGUUGAUGCUUCUGGAGGAGAUUUGAGAAGAGCAAUAACUUGUUUACAAUCUGUUACAAGGCUCAAGGGAAUCGGAAUAGAAGUAACCAACAAUGAUGUACUAGAAGUAACUGGUGUGGUUCCAACAAAAUGGCUUGACGAUUUAUUAAGAGUUUGCGAAACGAAAAACUACAACGAAGUUGAAGCUUAUGUCGAUAAAUUUAUGCUAGAGGCUUAUUCAGCGAGUCAGGUCGUGGAUCAAUUGAACGACAUCGUUAUUUAUUCAAAUACACUUACAGACAAGCAAAAAGCUUAUAUUGGGGAGAAACUGGGGGAAUGCAGCUAUAGAUUGCUGGAAGGAGGAAGUGAAUAUGUACAGUUUAUGAGUCUUUGUUGCGGCAUAAUGCAGGCGUAUGAAAUACGAUGAUGCGCGAUAUUUUAGAAACGAUAGUUUUUACAAUUCACUUUUGAUCAUAUUGAUUGUUCAUUGAAUCAUUAUCUUUCGUACAAGUUGCCUAUGGAGAUUUGUGCAUUUGCAAAUUUUGGCACAACCAUUACACGUUGUUCUAACUUCGUUCAACACGUCAUUUGUAUUUUUAAUUAAUUGAGCUAAUUAAAUUGUAAAAACGUAAGAUUUCGUCGUAGGAUAUUUAUUAUAUAUAAUCUAAGUCCACCGAUAAAAUUACAGCUCAUGCGUUAUCAAUCGCGGAUACACAAUGAUCGUCAACUAUUGUAUACCGCCGUACAUUGUAAGACAAGAGACAAAAAAGAAAACGCAGUUUAAAAAGUAA